Molecule: messenger RNA, 960 nt
Organism: Spizellomyces punctatus DAOM BR117
Lineage: Eukaryota; Fungi; Chytridiomycota; Chytridiomycetes; Spizellomycetales; Spizellomycetaceae
Exons: 3
Coding region: 56-874 (272 amino acids)
Source: RefSeq, a predicted model, not a curated record
AAGAUCAACCCGCGGGUGCAAUCCACAACACCCCCAUCUGCAUCUGCUACUUGCAAUGCCACCUAAAUCUCACAACCAGCCACAACUGCCCCCAAAGGCUCCAUCUAAUCUUUCUCUUUCCUAUCGCUCAUCGUCUUCACAUUUGUCUGGACAAGGAAGAAAUGCGGUCAAGAAUGGGUCCAGAAUGGGAUUGGGGCGGGUGAAUGCAGGAGGUGGAAAGAGGACAAGAGGAACUGCUAAUGGAGAGAGGGAGAAAGAUGUUAUCGGGUUGAUAAAUGAUAAAAAUUGGAAAGAUCGACUAGAUAAGGAACUGAAAUCCCAGAGAGAGUGGAGUGAAAGAUGGGGUUGUUUGGUUGAUCCUUUGUUGUACUCGAGUAAUCCCCUUCAAGAAUCUUGGAAGCCACAAGCACGUCCACAUAACAGCCCUUUCAGCAUUCUCAACCCCCCAGGAAAUAAUGUCCUUCCAAAUUCACCACCACCGACGCCGCCAGACUACAUUCCGGCAACAUAUAAAGUCACGGGCGACAGAAGCAACUACCUCUCCGGAUCACCGAAUCUCCGUGCUCGCCCUACCCCAAACCUUCUCUUUGACACUACGUCAAGACCACCACCAGCUGCUUAUACUGCUCCAUUUGCAACAGCAACACGAGUUUCAAAAUCGUCACUGCCGAAACAAAAUCGCGGAACACUUCCGAUUCGUCAUAAGCAUCAGUCAAGAGCCGACCCGCAAGCUGUUUAUAAAUAUCCACCCACUACGAAUACAGAAUAUGGAUGGGCAUGGGGUGGAAUGAGGACCUUGGAGAUAUAUGGGAGUACGAACGCUAAUUUUGUAAAGGAAGGCUGGAAGAGAUUAGCAGCCAAGGGCAGCAUGUAGUCCCAUCAUGCUCUGCUUAGAACCUUUUGUCAUCUUGAACGAUGCAUCCGACUUUUUCGUAACUGAAAUACUAUUAUUUAACAUAA